UUUCCCACUCUCUCGUGCGGGUACAAAGAGGAGAGAGAGAGAUAUAACGCAUCCCCCAGGCUCAGAACAACCCAGGAAGAAAAAGAGAGAAUCACACGCAGAGAGAGAGAGAGAUGGGGGUGACAAAGGAGCAGGUUGAAUCAUCGCUGACUUCAAAGCUGAAACCUUCGCAUCUUGAAGUGACUGACACAUCUGGAGGGUGCGGUGCCAGUUUUGUGGUAGAGAUUGUGUCUGAGCAAUUCGAAGGGAAGAGGCUGCUGGAGAGGCACCGGCUGGUGAAUGCUGCACUUGAGGAGGAGAUGAAAGAGAUACAUGCUCUUUCUAUCAAGAAAGCCAUUACGCCAGAGCAGUGGAAGCAACAGCAGGAAUCUGUGGAACCCAAGUCCGAAGCUUAGAGUUUGCUUCAAAAUGGUUCCAGGAUGCACUCAUAGUAUGAAAUAAAUCUGAGUUGCCAUGUAUUUGGAUAGCAACACACUUAUCCACCUGUGAUUAAAUACUCCGGUACUCUGGGUCGUGAAUGUUUGAGCUUCACAUCUUUGACUAAACUGACCGCAACCACAAAGGCAUGACCUCAUUUUAUUAAGAAUUAUCUCUCACUCUCUCUUUCUCUGAACUUAGAUGGUGUUAAUACAUGAUGACUGAUUAAUGAGGAGAUACUCAAUGUUUUGGUUGAA
Molecule: messenger RNA, 674 nt
Organism: Eucalyptus grandis
Lineage: Eukaryota; Viridiplantae; Streptophyta; Magnoliopsida; Myrtales; Myrtaceae
Product: protein BOLA2
Exons: 3
Coding region: 114-395 (93 amino acids)
Biological process (GO): intracellular iron ion homeostasis
Cellular component (GO): nucleus; cytosol
Molecular function (GO): 2 iron, 2 sulfur cluster binding
Source: RefSeq, a predicted model, not a curated record